GGGGAUUACCCCAAUAUUUGUCAGGGGAUUGUCCCUCUUCUGUUUUGCUUAUGUUUUAUCAGAUUGUUAGAUAUGUUUAGAUCUGUAUCUGUUUCUCAAUAAUUUCAAGGUUCUGAAUUCUCUCUCUGUCCCUCAUGUUAUAUGUCGGGUUUUGUGUUUCAUUUUUGCAUCCCUCCAACAAAGGGAUAUUUUUGGUGUUUAAUUUGGGAAAUUUCUCAUCACAGUUAACACUUUCAAAUUUUUUUGGCAUAUUUCUUAUCUGGUUUGAUUAUAUUGUGGCUUAUCUCUCAUGACAUAUUGUGAUCAUCAGGUUUAUGCUUGUUUUCAUAACCAUACAUGGGGACUAUACCCUUUGCCCUUAAUUUCCUGCGUCUCUCUCUCUGAGCAUCUCAUGAUGCACUUGGACUUGGAUGUAUCAACAUACAUGGGGGAUUCUUUGGUUGCCAGAUACUGGUGCCACAGGUGUUCCCAAGUGGUGAACCCCAUAAUGGAGGAAAUCAAAUGCCCAUUUUGUGAGGAUGGCUUUGUGGAAGAGAUCGGGGGUGAAGGAGAGAGAGAGCAAGAAGAUGAAGCAGUCUCCGAUAGAGCUCUCUCUCUAUGGGCUCCAAUCCUUUUAGGGAUGAUGGGUCCAUCAAGGAGGAGAAGAAGGUUUAGAUUAGAUGAAGAAGAAGAGACCCACCAUAGCGAAGCCGAGUUAUUGGAACCAGAACCGAGCCUUCGGAGGAGAAGAAACAGCACAGCCAUUCUGCAACUCCUCCAAAGCCUUCGGAAUGGGAUCGCUGAAUCCGAGAACCAAGAUGGAGAGAGAGAGAGAGGAGUCAUUCUGAUAAACCCAUUGAACCAGGCAAUAAUCCUUCAAGGAUCAUUUGAUGCGAACCCAAUCCCCAACCAGAACAAUGACCAAACGGGCUCGACAAACAUUGGUUCGUCACUUGGUGAUUACGUCAUAGGGCCUGGAUUGGAUCUUCUGUUACAACAUUUGGCUGAGAAUGAUCCCAAUCGAUAUGGGACUCCUCCUGCUACCAAAGAAGCAGUGGAGGCCUUGCCCACUGUGAAAACUGGAGAGAGUGAGAGGUGUUCGAUUUGCAUCGAGGAUUUUGAAGUGGGUGCGGAAGCUAGAGAGUUGCCUUGUAAGCAUAAGUUUCACUCUGGUUGUAUUUUGCCAUGGCUUGAGCUUCACAGUUCAUGUCCAGUUUGCAGGUUUCAAUUACCAGCUGAUGAAUCAAAAUUGCCUCAAGGGACUGGAACCAAUAGUAGUAAUGGCGGUGAUGGAGGAGAGCAAAAUGGAGAAGGGGAGAGAGAGAAUAACAGGAGGUUUUGGGUACCUGUACCAUGGCCUUUUAAUGGGUUGUUUUCUCUCUCUGGAUCACAGGCUGGUAACUCAUCUUCACCUUCUUCAUCUUCUUCAUCUGCAAGUCCUCAGAGAGACGAAACUUGAAGAAGCCCCAUGUGUAGUAGUAACUUCUUCUGUAUAUAGCGUUUAAAUUUACUGGCUUUGGUUUGCCGAAGAAUAUGGAUAUUUCUUUUUUUGGGUUCUUCAUUCCCUUUGCUUUGUUUAGAAGAGAGAUGAUAAUGGUGAAGAAACUUUUGAGUUUUUUUGCUGUGGGUUUAUUGUAGAAUGGCGGGGGUCUCAUAGCAUGCUUUGGUAGAUAUAUAUACUCAUGCAUCCAAAUGAAAUUAUAUUGCAGAGCUUUAUAAA
Messenger RNA from Amborella trichopoda, 1699 nucleotides. The record is from RefSeq and is a predicted model, not a curated record. Lineage: Eukaryota; Viridiplantae; Streptophyta; Magnoliopsida; Amborellales; Amborellaceae.